Procambarus clarkii (red swamp crayfish) is the source of this 6483-nucleotide messenger RNA. The record is from RefSeq and is a predicted model, not a curated record. NCBI's taxonomy places the organism in Eukaryota, Metazoa, Arthropoda, Malacostraca, Decapoda, Cambaridae.
GGCGCAGGGGUCGCGAGUCGCCAGCUGAGAGCCAAUCAGCGGACGGCGCCAGGUCCCGCUCGCUGAUUGGUGGCUCUCCCGCGAGUCACAACAACGUUAGUCAUCAUCACCUGUAGCACGUAAACAAAGAUGGACGAGGAGCUCCUUGUGUACGAGCAAGAUGAGGUCUAUACUCUUCCUACAUCACAAGAGGAGUUGUCAGUUAGUGGAAAAUUACGCAUAAUGGAAAGACGGCAUGGAGUAGUUGUGGAGUGGCGAUGCUGUGAUGAUGAAGCCUCAACAGAUAGUGAGUGGGCAGUUAUCAACUCUGCUGCUGUUACAUUUACACAUCACAAUGUCUCAGACUCGGUAGAGAUAAGUACACCACGCCGCAAUGUUCGUCCCAUAUCCAUUGAAUUAGUUGACCUUCGCAGCUAUAAAAUUGCAAAUAACGACUCGCUGGUUCUGAUUCAACGAGAUGGAACCACUCACCCUGCUCUGGCUUUCCGCUCAGGAUCCGUGUUAUGUUUUGUUGAAGUGCUCCUGAGAUAUGUAGCUGUCAAAAGGUCAGAAAAGGAUAGCGAUCUGUAUUUGGUGAGUGACAAACGACUUGCUGCUAUGGAUGACGAGCUGUCAGCCAUGAACUUGGUUCCUCCUCGCCGGGGCUUUGGAGGAGCAGCAGGUCAUGGUCAGUGGGGCAACACACAGCAGCGAGUAUGGGGCUUCAUCAGCAAUUUAAAACGAGAUCCUUAUACAACCACUGUUGGUGCACUCUCCAAGUUUUAUGAUGUAGUUUUGUAUAAUGGAGUCGAAGGUUAUGUCCGUGAAACUGAUGGCGACGAGGAUGUUGCUGAGCUCUUCCACAGUCUUAAUGGCUUUGAAGAUCUUGAACCAGGCUAUGAGCUUUUGACCAAGAAGGGUACUCUUGCAGAGCGACCAGAAGUAGAAAGAUUGUCCCCUCUUACACAUGACGAUUUUCAACAGUUUGUGGAUGAUGAUGGUCGUGUUUUGGACGUUGAGCCUCUUAAACAACGAAUAUUCAGAGGGGGAAUCCAUCCAAACCUUCGGCGUGAAUUAUGGUGCUUUUUACUUGGUCACAACCUCUGGAAUUCCACAUACAUCCAGCGAGAUGAGAGGCGGCGAGAUAGAGAGAACCUUUACUUUACUAUGAAGCAGCAGUGGAAGACCAUUACCGAGGAUCAAGAAAGUCGUUUCAGUGGCUUCAAGGAACGUCGUAGUCUCAUAGAAAAAGAUGUCAAUCGCACAGAUCGGAAUCAUCCAUUUUUUGAAGGAGAGUACAAUGUUAAUGUGACUCUACUCAAUGAUGUUCUUAUGACAUACGUGAUGUACAACUUUGACCUGGGCUAUGUCCAGGGGAUGAGUGAUCUUCUUGCUCCCAUCCUUUACGUAACACAGAAUGAAGCGACAGCCUUCUGGUGUUUUGUAGGAUACAUGGAUAUUGUGUACAGGAAUUUUGACAUGGAUCAAUCUGGGAUGAAGCAGCAACUGAAGGAUGUGCACCAAAUUGUCCGUUUGGUUGAUCCGGAACUCAUGUCUUAUCUGGAAGUGCGGGACUCUGCAAACUUUUAUUUUUGUUUCCGCUGGCUUCUUGUUCGUUUUAAGAGGGAGCUGAAUUAUGCUAGUACAUUAAGAUUGUGGGAGGUGUUGUGGACUGGCCAUCCUUGUCCGAACUUUCAUCUGUUGGUGGCAGUUGCCCUGCUCGACACAGAGAAGAACACAAUCAUGGAGAACAAAUUUGGAUUCACCGAAAUAUUAAAAGAUGAUGGAAAUGAUGACAAAACAAAUAAUGACACUGAUGCAAGUAAUGAUGGAGAAGCUGUUGGGGUGAGUGGUGUUGGAUUGGUUGGAGCAGUAACUAAUAUGAUUGGAACGGCUGUACGACACUUGAGUGGUGACGACUUGUCGGAUGCUGCCCUUGAAGUUGUGCCAAGACGACAAGAUGAUGAUGCGGAAAGAUGCUUUGAAACGGCUCUCAGUCAUCAGUUUAUAUAGCAUAUCCUAUCUGGUAGUAACUAGCAAGAGACUGGUCAAUUUGUAAGCAUAUGCUAUAUAUGCAGUAUAUAUAUAAAAUAUACACAUUCACAUACACAGUAUACACGUUUUUUGCUGUUUGUCAUGAAAGACAUAGAUAAACAGGUGCCCCAAGAAUGACUAGUAAUUGUUGAUUGGAAUUAUUAUUGUAAAAUUAUUCUUUAUCAUCAUAAUAGAGUGAAAGCUAAUAUCUUUAGUGGUAGUAGGUGGUGGUAGUCAUUAGAUAGGAUAACAUGUUAAUAAAUCUUAGACAUGGUUGGAAAUUGAGUGCAGUAAAUGUUUAGGAUAGAAUGUGUUUUACCCUCUUAUUAAUUUCUACUGUUUUUUAUUAUUAUUAGUAGUAGUUAUAUUUGUUUAUAUUUGAUAAAGCCGAAGCUCAAAUUAUGAUUGUCUUGAAAUUUUUUAGUUAAUAUUUUGUGAGUAAGUGAAUGUUUCUAAAUAUCACCAUUUAGAUAUACAGUAUUAUGUAAGGAUAAUUGUCUUUCAUUAUUUUCAAUAUAUUUUGGCAGUGUAUAAAUACAGUAGUGUUUGUAAAUAAUUCAGUUGUAUUUUUUGCUCAGAAGAGGAACAAACUAUGCACAGAGGAAGAAUGUAAUCAUAAUGUUUCAUUGUAGUUGCCAUUCGCACGUGGGGCAGAACCGAGGGUUGUGGUCGAUACCAACGCUCAGAGCCGUACUGCGGGUUGUGGUCAAUAUUAACACUCAGGGCAGUACUGAGGGUUGUGGUCGAUGCUGACACUUGGAGCAUUACUGAAGAUUGUGGUUGAUUCUAAGCAUAAAGCAAACAUAAAAUCAGCCAGGAAAAUGAUACGGUAGAUUAUGAGAACCUUCAAAUCCAGGGAUUCCACCACAAAACUCUUGCUAUUCAAAUCACUUGUGCUUUCCCACACUGAGAAUUGGUACUUGCACUUAGUACUUGCAAUUCCCUUUUAAAGCAGGAGAGAUUUCUGAAAUACAGUAGAGGGAAUACUGAAAAUAUAUAUGGCACAUAGACAUGAUAAACUACUUAAAUUAUUGGGUCUGUCUCAAAGCUCUGAAAAUGUUCUCUCUAGAAAGAUGUGGGAGGUAUCACAUAAUAUUUACAGAGACAAUACUGGAAGGCCAGGUCCAAAUUUUGCACAGUAAAAUAACAUACUGGUGUGAGCAAUAUGGCGGUAAAUGCAAAAGAUCCGGUGAAGAGUAGAGGUGAUAUAGGCACAAUCAAAGAACACUGUGAGCAUCAGAGGUCCACUUCUGUUGAAUAUCCUCCCAACAAAUGUAAGAAAUAUUGCCAAAGCUAAAGUGGACAUGUUCAAGAAACAAUUAGUCAAGUUCCUUCAAGAAGUGCUGGAUUAAGUAGGUUGUAGCGAGUAUGUGGGGCUAUGGGACACUCCAAGCAACAGCCUUUUCAACCACGUUAUCUCGACUCAAACCUGGCCAAAGCUGGGUCUGGGGAGCAAAAGAACGAAGAGAACCUACUCCAGGUAUACUCUUGAGUAAUACUGAGGGUGGUUAUUGAUACUGAUCAAAUUAGAGUACUUAAAUUGUAUGAACUUCAUACCAGUGAAGAUCUAAAGCAAAGUAUUGAUCUUUUUAAAUGGGAGAAUCUCAUUAUUUUAUAUACUUUACUAAUUACCCUGCAUUUGCUUAAUUUUCUAAUUGCAAAAUUGUAUUUUGUGGCUAGAAUAAUAGAAAUAGGGAGAUUAAUGAAAUUAGACUGGAGACUAAUGAAGUGUGCAAUAAAAAUAUGUUAAUUGCUGUCAUAUUUGAUCACUGCUUUGUUAGGAAUGGUAUUUAUUCUCUUUGCAACAGAGAAAGGAAAAAUUUGUUUUCAGUUGAUAAACAUGUAAUUUAUUUUUGUGUGGCUUAUCCAAAGGCUUGAUAAGACUAUUGAUGGCUAACAUUUUUAACGUAAAAUGAGAGUACAGUAUGCUUAACUUAUAUUCGGAUAAUUGUAACGUCGUUUGUUCAUUUCAUAUUAAAUGAGAGCAUGGUUUUUUUAAGAGCAAUUUACAUAUGGUAUUAGGAAUGAUACAGGGACCCUUCACAAGCUGCCGGCUUCUUAUCCCUAAUAUAGUCCCUAGAAAUAAGGGUAAAUAUGAGUGGAUAUUCUGGAACAGAAUUACCCGGUGUUUAGUUAUUGAAGAGUUGCCCAUACCCUGUAUGGUGCUUCACAACUGUGCUUUGAUGCUUCAUGCCUGCCUUAAAAAUGAUCAUAUUUUACAUAAUCGCAUAGUUAAGGAUGUAAUGAAUGGUGCCAGAGAACGUGAGCUCUUCGUGAUUCUGUGCUGUAGUUACUACUGUAUUUUAUGUAUAUUAUAUAUAAAAAUUAAAAAAAAAGAAAAAAAAGACGGGGGGGGGGGGGGGAAGAUGUACACAUGUAGUAGUUUAUUUCCUUGCCCUAUACUGGAGAAAUUUCAAUAUUGAAGACUAACCACACACCAGAAGAUGAGGAGACCGAAACGACGUUUCGGUCCGUCCUGAACCAUUAUCAAGUCAAUUAUGAUAAUCGACUUGAUAAUGUUCCAAGACGGACCGAAACGUCGUCAUCUCCUUAUCUUGUGGUGUGUGGUUUAGUGUUUAUAUCUUCAGCCCAGUUAUUGUGACUUAUCGUCUGCAAAUUCAAUAUUGCUUAUAGCUUAAUUCCAGGUUUCUUAGAAUCGGUGCAUUCACCAGUUAAGGCAUAUUCAACUGAUAAUAUUGAGUAGUUCCUUUUGUAUAGCAUUCUGUUUUUUUGUUAAUAGGAAGAAUGACAUUUAAAUUUUGUUUAUACUGUGUCUAUUAAGUAUGAGUGACAAUUGUAGUUAGGGAAUGAAUGAAAUAUAUAUUUUUAUUAAAUAAUAUGCUGAAUUUUUAGCAUUUUUAUAUGGAGACUUGUGAAAGUUAUUAAGCAUGAGGUAGUUGUGUUUGGAUAAUCUUGUAACUAUAUUAUACGGUACAGUAUGGUAUAUGUAUGUGCAAGAAUACAUUUGCAUGGUUAUAAUUUGUAUUUUAAGUAGAUUUCUUAAUUCAUUUCUCUAUGACUAGUCACUUAUAUAAAGUAUGUCAGUAUGAAAUAGCAUUUCUCAGGAGUUCUCAGAGCUCUUAACACUGUUACCACCACACCUUUUGUAAACAGUGGUAUACGGUUGGAACAAGUUAGGUAAGAAGGUGGUGGAGGCCAAAACCGUCGGUAAUUUCAAAGCGUUAUAUGACAAAGUGCUGGGAAGACGGGACACUACGAGCGUAGGUCUCAUCCUGUAACUACACUUAGGUACAGUAAUUACACUUGUGCAAUUACAAUCACUUGGGUAAUUACCUUAACCAAUCAAACCUGGCAUCUCAGACCCAGCUUUGCCUAUUGGAGGAUGGGACCAGAAUCUUGACUUGCUCUGUGAGACUUAAGGAUCAGAUAUUGAGUCUAAACUGAAAAAAACACCACAAAGGAUAGACAAAUUAAAAAAAAAAUUAGAUACCCUGAAGGUAAAUGAGACAUUAUUAUUGCUUUAGGAUGAUAAUUUGUCUUUCUCUAACCAUAAUGUGUCAAGCUCCUACCUGAUUGUGGCCCAGGCCACCUCAUUCAUGAGCUAACUGAGCAGGACCUUCUCAUCCCAGUAGGAGAGCAGGGAUGAGGAGCUACUCAUUACCCACCAGAAAACUGAAUUUUAUUACAUUCAAUGCUUGACUUUUGGACGAGCUUCCUCCAUAGCUCGAUGAGCUAGCUUGCACUUGCACCUCGGCAGAGGAAGCCGACUCUCCCACAUAGGACAUGGGUGAUCCAUGGGAGAAGCCAAGGGACAGCUUGAAACAGCGAGAAGUGAACACACAGAUGGACUGCCAUAAGUCUUGAGAAUGGAGAAGAACUGGGAACAAAAUCCUGCCAUCAGGUGGUGGACAGGCACAUUACAGGGUAUUUACCCCAUGGCAAUGAUUGUUUGCCUUACCUUGUGCAUUAGAUUGAGCCAGUUUGGUCCUGGCUUCUGAUAGGAAUGAUCGAGUCCCAGAUGUUAGGUUUGAUUGGCUAAGGCUUGGCAAUACUGUACUGGCACUAAAGCUUAGGAAGCUAUAGGGGGCCUACCAGAAUACAUUUAAAGGUACAUUGGGUUUGAGAGAUUACAUAAUUGUAAUUAUGUAAAAAAUUGAUGUUUUUACAUUCUUGCAAAGCCACUAACUCGCAUAGCAUUUUGGGCAGUUCCAUUAAAAUCAAUGCUUGAUUUAAUUAUAGAUGGUGCUAAUUUUUUUCCUUGUAUUUCAUUCUUUCGAAAAAAUAUUCUGUGCCUAUAUCCAGCAUAUCACCCCCUGCAUUAAUGGCAGCAUAUUUUUCAGCAUUUAAGUAAUAUAUAAAAUCAGACAUAUACUGUACAGUACCACCUCCAAAAUCCGAACUAUGUAAUUCUGAACCCAAUCUGGAUUUGUGAAUAAUUAUUUUAGCAAAUAAUAAAAUGCAAAUAUUUAAAUGAUGGUUUUUGUAUAUAAUAAAUGACAACAAUUAAAA